AUCCGCAGUUCUGUCGUCAGUGUGCCUAACCUAACUUGUAGAGGGAUACAAUGAAACAAAUUGUUUUAUUUCAUUUCAUAAUAGAUGUGUGAUGUCUGUGAUAUAAGUGCGGCUGAAACUAAUAAAAACCUUAGUUUUAUAUUUAAAAAAGUAACACGUUUUAUAUUAAUGAUCUGUGAUUUUGUACACUAGUGAGGAAAUAAAACAUUCCGUAUCUUGAGUGCAUCAAGAUAAAAUCCAAAGAAUAUUUAAGUAUUGACUGCUUUAUGAAGACUUUUGACUAAAAUGGAUUCAAGCAAAAAAUAUGAAAAUCCAUCUGCUGAAGCUUCCGCCAAUAUAUUUUCUAAACUAUUCUACUGUUGGACCCUACCAUUUUUUAAAUAUGGAUAUAAAAAUGAUUUGCAAAUAAAGGAUAUAUACAAUGCUUCAAAGAACGAUUUAUCUGAACCUCUGGGAAAUGAGCUUCAGAGAAAUUGGGAAAAAGAAAUUAAAAGAGCGAAUAAAAAGAAAGAGUCACCAAGUUUGAAGCGUGCCAUAUUUAACACUUUUUUCAAAUCAUACUCUAUGUAUGGUAUCAUCUUAUUUUUGCAAUGCAUUGUUUUAAAAAUGUUACAGCCCAUAGUACUGGCCGAGUACAUACAUUACUAUGACCUCUCCACCCAAGAAUCGAGACCAGAAACAGGUUGGCUGUUGGGUUCUUGUGUAGUGCUGAUGGCAUUUCUUAAUGUCGUUAUCAUGCACUAUGCCAGUGUAGGAUGUCAAAGGAUUGGAAUGAGGGUUAGAACAGCAUGCUGUUCAUUAGUAUAUAGAAAACUUCUAAAAUUAAGCCAAACUUCUUUAGGCCAAACUGCAGCAGGUCAAUUAGUAAAUUUGUUGUCCAAUGAUGUCCAAAGAUUUGAUAUGGCCGCAAAUUUUCUCCACUAUGCUUGGAUUAUGCCAAUACAAGCUGUCAUUGCAUUUUAUAUAAUGUACAGAAGUGUUGGAUAUGCUGCUAUAGCUGGAAUGUUGGCAAUCACUCUUGAGUCAAUUCCUUUACAAGGUUAUAUGUCGAGGCUACAAGGAAAAUGGAGAUAUCAUAUCGCAUUAAGGACCGAUAACCGUGUAAAACUUAUGAAUGAAAUUACAACAGGUGUUCAAGUCAUCAAAAUGUAUGCUUGGGAAAAACCUUUUGAAAAGGUUAUUGAAUUAGCUAGAAGACUUGAAAUUGAUGUAGUCAGAAAAACAUCAUAUAUCAGAGGAGUCUCUGUGGCUAUUAUGGUUUUUACCGAAAGAGUGACUCUGUACUUAACAAUCAUAACCUAUGUACUUCUUGGCAAUAGACUUACAGGAGAUGUAGUAUUUUCUAUGGCUCAACUUUUUAAUACUGUUCAACUUUACAUGUCUAUAUUUUAUCCUAUGGCUAUUAGUUCUUAUGCAGAAGCUGAUGUGUCUAUCAAAAGACUAGAAAAGUUUUUACUUUUAGAAGAAAACACUGACAUUGCAGUUGCUAACGAACAGACAAUAAGUGACAUAGAGAAGAAAGGCACUGUCAGAAUAGUGAAAGUAAAUGCAAGUUGGCUGCCAAAUCCUAUUGUUGAUACACUGAUGAAUAUAAAUUUAGAUAUUGCACCCGGCACAUUGUGCUGUGUUGUUGGAAAUGUUGGUUCUGGAAAAAGUUCGCUACUGCAGCUGUUACUGAGGGAAUUACCAUUAAAUGCUGGAAGAGUUGAUAUCGGUGGAAGUAUUUCCUAUGCCUCUCAAGAAUCUUGGUUAUUUGUUUCUAGUGUUAGGAAUAAUAUACUUUUUGGAAGACCAUAUAUAAAAAAUAGAUAUAAAGAUGUCGUGAAAGUGUGUGCCUUAGAAAGAGAUUUUGAGCAAUUUCCUCAUGGUGACAAAACUUUAGUUGGAGAAAGGGGUGUAUCCCUUAGUGGAGGGCAAAGAGCAAGAAUUAAUUUGGCAAGAGCCGUUUACGCUGAUGCUGAUAUUUACUUACUUGAUGAUCCUUUGUCAGCUGUUGAUACACACGUUGGAAAACACUUAUUUCAUGAAUGCUUUAAAAAGUAUUUGAAAGAUAAAACAAGAAUUUUAGUUACUCAUCAGUUGCAGUUUUUAAAAGAAGCAGAUAUAAUUGUAAUUAUAAACAAUGGUAGGAUUGAGAAAAUUUGUACAUAUAGUGAACUGUCUAAAACGGAACUAGGAAGCUUAAACCAAGAGAAUGCAAAAGAAAAUGAGAAGGAAAACAUUCAAGAAGAUCAUAGAGAAAGAGUACAGUCAGUAACUUCAGUUCGUAGAGAAAGAUUGCAGUCCGUGACCUCAGUUGGAAGUUCAUUAGUUAAUGAAGAUGAGCCACAGGAAACAGAUGAAUUGAUUGAGAAAGGUGCUAUUCCCACUUCGACAUACUUAGAAUAUUGUCGAGCUGGUGGUACUAUUUUCCUUCUGUUAUUUUUAUUUUUCUUAUUAAUAAUAGCACAAAUGGCAUCAAAUGCUUCAGAUUUAUGGGUAACUUAUUGGACAAAUAUGGAAGAACUCAGAUACCAAUUAACUCCAAGUGAAAAUUUAAUAACAGGGAAUUUAACAAAUAAUUUUAAUAUUACCACCACUGAAACCCCCAGUAUAAUUAACGAUACUUUGAAAAAUGUCACAAAUCAAGUUGAUAUCACUUCUAUUGGAUCUCGAGAUAGUUAUAUUAUUAUUUAUACGAUAUUCAUUAUAGGAUCCAUAAUUUUAACUACUGCUAGAUCACUAUUGUAUUAUAAAAUUUGCAUGACUGCAUCCAUAAAUUUACACAAUAAAAUGUUUUCCAAUGUCCUACAAGCUCCAAUGCGAUUUUUUGAUACAAAUCCAUCAGGAAGGAUAUUGAAUCGAUUCUCAAAAGAUAUGGGUGCUGUAGAUGAAUUAUUGCCCAGAGCGGGACUGGAUGCACUUCAAAUUUUUCUCGUCAUGUUUGGUAUUCUGGUAAUGGUUUUUAUAGUAACUCCAUGGAUGGUUGCCCCAGCGAUAGUUCUUGGAAUUAUUUUCUAUUACUUCAGGCUUAUAUAUCUGGAAACUGCUCAGGAUGUAAAACGUUUGGAAGGAACUACAAAAGCACCAGUUUUCUCACAUAUUUCAGCAACUUUAUAUGGAAUGCCGACAAUAAGAUCCUCAAAAGCUGAACGUAUGAUAACAAGAGAGUUUGAUGUUCUACAGGAUCAACACACAAGUACCUGGUUUAUGUUCUUUGUAAGCAGUGAAGCAUUUGGAUUUUUUUUGGAUAUUAUUAGUACAAUAUUUUUGGCUAUGGUGACAUAUCAGUUUCUCAUAUUUAGAGAUGAAAAUACUUUAAGUGGAAACGUUGGCCUAGUAAUAUCUCAAAGUUUGAUAUUAACGGGUAUGUUACAAUUUGGAGUUCGCCAAACAGCAGAAGUAACGAGUAAUAUGACAAGUGUGGAAAGAGUUUUGCAGUAUACUAAACUUGAUAAAGAAGGUCCAUUUGAAUCUCUACCUACUAAUAAACCGGAUAGAAACUGGCCAAAUUCAGGUAAAGUUGUCUUUACCAAUGUCUAUGUCAGAUAUACUUUAGAAGAUCCACCAGUUCUGAAAAAUUUAAAUAUGGAAAUUAAUCAGGCAGAAAAGGUUGGUAUAGUGGGAAGAACAGGGGCUGGGAAGUCGACAUUAAUUGCAUCCUUAUUUAGAUUGGCUCCUAUUGAAGGUAAAAUAACAAUUGAUGAUGUGGACACUUCUGCAAUUGGAUUGAAUGACCUUAGAUCAAACAUUUCUAUAAUUCCUCAAGAACCAGUUUUAUUCUCUUCUUCGAUUAGAUACAACUUGGAUCCUUUCGAAAAAGUUACUGAUGAUAUGUUAUGGCAGGCCCUCGAAAAUGUUGAACUAAAAACAGCCAUUGAUGAUCUUAACCAACAAGUUAGUGAAGGAGGUUCGAACUUUAGUGCUGGUCAAAGACAGUUAAUAUGUCUUGCGAGAGCAAUUGUUAGAAAUAAUAAAAUAUUAGUUAUGGAUGAAGCAACAGCAAACGUGGACCCACAAACUGACUCAUUGAUUCAAAAAACAAUACGGACCAACUUCGAAAAAUGUACAGUGAUCACUAUUGCUCACAGAUUAAAUACAAUAAUGGACUCGGACAGAGUUUUAGUCAUGGAUGCAGGUCAGGCAGUGGAAUUUGAUCAUCCACAUCAACUUUUACAGAAGCCUCAUGGAUUCUUUACAAAGAUGGUUCAACAAACAGGCCCUAGAAUGGAAGCUACUUUGCGAAAAGUAGCCAAAGAUGAUUACGAAAAGAAAUUUGGCAAAAAUGUCACUGAAGAAAAUGUAGAUAGUAAAAAAGAUGCAUAAACCGCAUAUUAAAAAUGAGAGCUUUAAUAAUGACAGUCAAUGAGCAAACAUUACAUCCUUAUACAGUACAAUGCAAUGAAAUAGUUAAGUCAGUCUCAGUACCUACUCAAAAAUUGCAAAUAGUUAUUUUAUUUAUUUCAAACUUUACCUGCCUUUCCAAUUAAAUGGCAGUCUAGCAUCAUUUAUUAUCCAUGGCCGAUAGUCAUAGUGGCUGAUAUAUAUAAGAUUUUUUUUAAACGAUACGUUGAUAGAUAUAGCAACCGUAUGAUUUAUGAAAAAUAUAUGACCGAAAUACUAAUACCUCAUAACCUUCAUAAAGAAUUUAAAGUUAACCCGUUCUCCAGCAAAAGAAACCACAAAAUCUCUUUUGUAGGAUUCUUAUGGCUUACAAGUUAUUAAAAUUUCAGGGACAAUAUAUUUUUUGUUUUCUAUGUUAGAAUAAAAAAUAAAUUUUCAUAUUCUGUGGUUAAAUCGAUAAAUUAAAAGACAAGAAUGUUAACAUCCUUCAAAGUUGCCAAUUGAAUUAAACCAAAUGUAUUCAGUGUUUUAAUGAAAUAUGUACAUGGUGGGCCAAUUUCAAUACUUUUUGUUUUUUAAAGAAAUUGAUUGGCGAAAACCGUAUUUUGAUUCCUUUCAAAUAAUUUUUAUUUUUGUCGAGGUUUUUUAUUUAAUUUUAUAUUCGGAAUCCAGUGAAAUGUGCAAUGUUUCUAGAAGUUCCUCUAUAUUUUUUAAUUUUUAAAGUAUACAUAAAACUUUCUUUCGGAAACAUGUUAUUUACUCAAAAAAAAAGAAGAAAAUUAUAAAGUAUAACCACCAGUUUAUUUAUUUUUUUAAUUAUUAUUUAACUGUUGUAUCGCUGAUACUUGUUUUAUGAAACAAUUGAAUUGCAGCAAAAAAAUUUUUGCUGUCUACACCAUUUUUUUUGCAUAAGUAUCGUAUAAAAAAAAUUGUAUGCAGAUUUCAAGAAUUAAAAAUACAAAGGGGUCUCAAGAAAAUAGAUUUAGGUUGUAAUAUCCAAAAUUAUAAAGAAAUAUUGCAUGUACUUCUGGAUUCUAUAAUGCAAACUAUAUAAAAUACCUCUACAAAAAUAACAAAUUUGCACUGAUAAGAUAGUUACUUGCAAGGAGUAAAUUACUAUGGAUGUAUUGUGUAGAAGUUCACAAAUUUUCCCAGGAUGAAGAUGUUGACAGAUUGUAGAAGUGGUGAAGUGACAUCAUUAUUCUUUUUGUUUGGAAGUCGAUUAAGUAAAAUAAGUCAGAAAUACCAUAUAUUAAAAGUUCACAACAGUCUCUUUUAUAACAUGUCUGAUAGAUGCCCCUACUUUAAAAAGUAUAUGUCCGAUAGAGUUUACCCUUAAAAGAAACCCCAAGUGUUGAAUUUGACUUACCAUGUAUUUAUAUUCGACACUAAAGGCAAAAAAACAUAAAUAAAUUAAAUCCUGUGAAUGGAAAGUUAGAUGCAAAAAUAAAGUUUUCAUUAACCAACCUGAAAUUUAAAGGGAGGAAGCAAAUUAGAUCAGAAAAGAGAAACAUACAAUUUUGACAACACCCCCCUGUUAUGAUUUUUUGACUGUUUAAAUUUUCAUGUUUUGGAACAAAUCACAGUGAAAUAAUCACAUUUUACUGAUGAUGUGAAUAGUCCAAGCAUUCUGUCACAGCCUAAUGUUAAAUUUGCAGAAAUUAUU
Messenger RNA from Anoplophora glabripennis (Asian longhorned beetle), 5989 nucleotides. Its product is annotated as probable multidrug resistance-associated protein lethal(2)03659. The record is from RefSeq and is a predicted model, not a curated record. The transcript is spliced from 17 exons. Lineage: Eukaryota; Metazoa; Arthropoda; Insecta; Coleoptera; Cerambycidae. The coding region runs from base 286 to 4305 and encodes 1339 amino acids. Gene Ontology annotation, molecular function: ATP hydrolysis activity; ABC-type transporter activity; ATP binding. Gene Ontology annotation, biological process: transmembrane transport. Gene Ontology annotation, cellular component: membrane.